AUGAGGUUAGCAGCAUUACCACCGCAUGCAGCUGCGGUGGCUGCCAUUUUCGCGACUGCCAGCGCGAUAGAAGCGUCAGUGCAGGCGGCGGCAGUUGAACAUGAUCAUGCAGCGUUGUGCUCCUCCCGAUGUGGGGACACGUUUUCGGCAUCGGGACCAUCGGCGGUCUGUGAACAGGUGUGCGCCGUCGUGCACGACCAGCCGGAGUUCUCCCAGUGCCGGCAGGACCUCAUGGACGCGACGGUCGAGCACGCGACCCUUCUGUCCUACAACAGCGGUCACGUGUACGAGGCGCUCUCGAUUCUGCAGGGAUCGCUGGACAACUCAACCGACCCUGCACUCGAGGAAUACCGAACGUACAUGGACCAGUAUCAUCUCAACGACCGCGGCUCCCCGACGGCAUGCGUCGACGUUCAGGAUGCGCACUACUGCGUGGCCCAGGCGCCCCUGUUCGCGUCGAUCGGGCUGUGCCUCCCCAAGAGCUGCGACUCCGCGUUCGUCGGGGCCGUAAUUGCGAACAUUUCGGACGGUGCGGGCGGCUUCGACCCCAAUUUUGUACACUUGGGGCAAGGCCUUCGAAACGGGGGAGGAGGCGGUGCCAGCGGCGUCUUGGGCGGGCCGUCGAUCUCGUGCGGGGAAGAGCUCCGCGUGCGACCCGACAUGGGCACCAUCGCCGUGUUCGCUCUCAUCGGCGUGCUGGUGGUCCUGGUGCUGGCGGGCACGGCGGUCGACUUCUACUCCCGCCGUCACUCCAAGCAGAAGGCCGAGUCCGGGGGCGCUAAGACGAGCGCGGCCAACCGUAAGCGCCGCGUGGGCCCGGCGGAGCGGGCGGCGCGCGCCACCACCGGCAGCGGCGCGAUGGGGACGGCUGUCUUCUGCCCCAUCACCGACGCCCUCAUCACGGCCACGCCCAUGUCCUGGCCGCGGAGGGGCAGCAGCAGCACCGGCGAGGAGAGCAAGGACGGCGGAGACAAGCACGCCGAGGAGGAGGUGCCGUCGCCGGACGCCCCGUACACCGGAGACCCCGCGCGGCAGCCCCUCCUCUCCCCCGCGGAUGCGGCAGCGAUUGCGGAAGAGGGAACCCCCGCCGCCGGCGACGGGCAGCAGCAGCAGCAGCAGGGCGUGGAGCAAGGCGGGAGCGGCGAGAGCAGGGUCCUGGCGCGGCUGCGGCGGAUGCGCAAGAGCGAGUGGGGGCGGUGGUCGUACGACCGCCUUCAGUGCUUCUCCCUCAUCAUCAACACCAACAGCCUGCUCGCCCCGCCGCGCGUGGCGGACGAGUUCCCGGCUCUGGACGGCGUGCGGACGAUGUCCAUGAUGUGGGUGGUCUUGGGGCACACCUUCGCCUACAACGUCACCGGGGGCGGGCCCGGAUUCACGAACACCAUCGCCGUGCUGCCGCAGGGCGGAAAAGGGUUCUUGGCGAGGUUGUCGGCACAGGUCAUCCCCGGGGGCUUCAUGGCUGUCGACAGCUUCUUCCUCAUGUCUGGCUUCCUCCUGAGCAGCGUGCUCCUCCCUAAGCUCGAAAACGGCUCGCUUACCGGCAGCGUGGGCAGCGGUGGCAUGGGGAAGGGAUGGAUGAUGAAGGCGUACAUCCACCGGUACCUGCGGCUGACGCCGACGCUCCUGUUCGUGACCCUCAUGUUCUGGAAGGUGCUGCCUCUUCUCGGCGAGGGCGCCAGCUGGUGGCCCGUCGCUCACGCUCAGGCGGAAUCUUGCCGAAAGUACUGGUGGACAGAGAUCGCGUACGUCUCGAGCAUUUUCCCCUGGCCGCCCCUGAGCGACGGCUGCACCGGCGUCAGCUGGUACCUGGCCGACGACACCAUGUACUUCCUGCUCGGCGUGCCGACCGUGGCCCUCUACCACCGCCGGCCUCGCCUCAGCGCCACGCUCGUCUUCGUCGCCGCGGUCCUGAGCUGCGUGUUCACCUUCGUGUACUACGGGUUCUUCCAGCAGGUUAGCUUCUCGAUCUUCACCCGGGUGGUGAACUCGGACGGGUGGGGCACCGUCUACGCCGUCCCGUGGUCCCGGUGCUCGGUCUACCUCGUGGGCAUGCUGUGCGGGAUGGCGUGGCACACACACUUCCGCGGCCGCAUCGGGUCUUCCGCCGCGGGCGGCGGCGACGCCGCCGGCGCCGGCGCGAACGGCAGCGCCGCCAACGGCAGCGGCAGCAUCACCAACGGAGACGGCACCGAACAGGCCGCCAAGAACCCCCUGGAGCGCCUCGCGAAGCCCGGGAAGUACGUCUACUGGCCGGCGGUGGUUGUGGCGCUGCUGUCGGCCGCGCUGAUGGGACUGCCGGUGUACGGCACGUACUGGGACUACCAGGACGCCAAGAACCCCAACCUGCCGCCGUGGGCGGACCACCUGUACCUGGCGUUCGGGCGGCCGACGUGGGCGCUCGGCCUGGCGCUCAUGUGCAUGCUCUGCUUCUGCGGGCACGGCGGGCUGGUGAACUGGCUGCUGACGCGGCCCGGGUGGACGAGCCUCUCGAGGCUGACCUACUGCACGUACCUGUUCCACACCCUCCUGCUGACGCUGCUGUACGGGACGCGCGACCAGCCCAUCGAGCUGACGGGGCUCGAGUUCGCCGUGACGUAUAUGGGGAUCGUGUUCGGGACGUUCCUGGGAGGCACCGGGCUGCACCUGCUGGUGGAAGCCCCCUUCCGCAACCUGGAGUCGAUGGGUAGGAGACAGAAGAAGAAGCAGCUGCAGUCCAAGCACUAG
Messenger RNA from Ectocarpus siliculosus, 2724 nucleotides. The record is from the annotation of a GenBank genome assembly. NCBI's taxonomy places the organism in Eukaryota, Phaeophyceae, Ectocarpales, Ectocarpaceae.